Messenger RNA from Theobroma umbraticum, 2032 nucleotides. RefSeq names its product transcription factor DIVARICATA-like. Gene Ontology annotation, molecular function: DNA binding. NCBI's taxonomy places the organism in Eukaryota, Viridiplantae, Streptophyta, Magnoliopsida, Malvales, Malvaceae. The record is from RefSeq and is a predicted model, not a curated record.
CUUUCGAUUGGCCAUCCCUUUCGACACUACAUUUGGGCAUAGAAAAAGAGCUUUGCUUUGGCCGAAGCAGCGCCCACAAAACCCCGUUUUCACCAAUCACAACUGGGCAGCUUUGACCACUCCCGCUCCUGUUUCUCUCUGCCCUUACACCCUGCUAAAUUCUCUGUUUCAUAGAUGUAAGCAGUGCAAGAUAUAACUCAAUGGGGUUGGCAUAUUUCUAUGCACUUCUUUCACACACUCUCUCUUUAGUCUCUUUGCUUUUGCUCUAACCUCCAAAGGGAAUAUAAAAGCUGAGAAGAAAAAGCGAAACAUUUCCCCACUUUUUAGCACUCUAAUCCUCUGGAAGCUCUCUGUUUUGCUUCUGUUUUCUUUUGUUUUUUUUCCCUCCUUUCAUGGAUUUUUAGUGGUUUUUUUCGAGCUUUAAGUCUUUUAAUCGAUGAUUUGGGUUUUCUAAUUUUGAUCUGUAUAUUGAUUUUCCUGUUGUUUUAUGUGAUUUUGGAUCUGCUAGGGUUUUUCAUCAACAUACAUCAAGAUCUGCUUUUUUUCUUUUAUAUUUUUCCUACUCAAUUCUCGGAUUUUCCUUGGGUUUUGGAAAGUUAAACUUUUGGAGAUUCCUCAAUUUAAUCUUAUGUGAAAAAAGGGUACUCGGAUUCCGUUUCAAUGCUUUCAUGAUUUGAUACUUCUUUGCCCAUUUAAAGCAGCCACUUCUCUGCAUUUUUCUAUCUUGGUUUUUCUCUCUCUUUGAACAUUUCAUUCAAAGAGGGAGAAAAGCAAAGGUCUUUUUUUUUUUUUUUAAACGGGCAAAUCAACUGUUGGCAGUUAGAUAACUAGAAAAAAAAAGGAGAGAAAUGAUGAAUCGGGGACUUGAAGUUCUAUCUCCAGCGUCUUAUUUACAGACUUCCAAUUGGUUGUUUCAAGAGAGCAGAGGUACUAAAUGGACUCCUGAAGAGAACAAGUGUUUUGAAAAUGCUCUGGCUUUGUAUGAUAAAGACACCCCUGACCGCUGGUUUAAGGUGGCAGCUAUGAUUCCUGGAAAAACAGUUGGGGAUGUGAUCAAACAGUACAGAGAAUUGGAAGAGGAUGUUAGUGAUAUAGAAGCUGGGUUAAUACCAAUUCCUGGAUAUAGCAGUGAUUCUUUUACAUUGGAGUGGGUUAAUGAUAGUCAGGGCUUUGAUGGAUUUAGACAAUAUUACACUCCAGGUGGAAAAAGAGGGGCGGGGACUCGGCCUUCUGAUCAAGAAAGGAAGAAAGGAGUGCCAUGGACUGAAGAAGAGCACAGGCAAUUUCUAAUGGGGCUUAAAAAGUAUGGUAAAGGGGAUUGGAGAAACAUAUCACGCAAUUUCGUGACGACUAGAACACCAACUCAAGUGGCGAGUCAUGCUCAAAAAUACUUCAUCAGGCAGCUCACUGGAGGGAAGGAUAAGAGGAGGUCCAGUAUCCAUGAUAUCACAACAGUUAACGUCCCCGAUACCCCUUCUUCCUCACCAGAUCACAGCAAGCCAUUGUCUCCAAAUAAUUCUGCUGCAGUCAUGCAGGCACAGCAGCAACCAAAAGUCGCUGGGGUAACUAAAGAGCUAUUCGAGUGGAAGCAACAGAAUGAAGGAGCUGUUAUGGUUUUCAACCAGACGAGUGGCAAUGCCUUCCUUUCCCCUUUCUGUGGGAUUUCUUCAUAUGGACCCAAGGUGGAUGAACAAAAUUUCCUAAGGGGUACUCUUCCCAGAUCUCAAUUUGGAUCUUACAACACUCUUUUCCAGAUGCAGUCAAUGCAGCGUCAGUAAAUUCAUAGAUGAAAGUGGUGGAAGAUUUCUGAAGGGUAUUAAUUAAUGAGAUGAAGAUCUAGCCUAACAGUGAUGUCACCUAGCUUUGUCCAUGCCACAUGUGUAUAUGAUGAAUGAUGCAAAUUAGUCCAUAGUUAUCACUCUACAGAGAGAUCAGUUAGGUCGUUUUGUGAUUUUAUCAUUCAAAAUUCUGGAUCAUUGAACCAAAAAAGGAAGCUUAUUUACAAUGAAAGCUUGGGCCUUUAUUGCUUCUA